AUGGCCUUUUCGGGGGCGCACUGGUUCAUGACACUUGCUUGCAUUAUCCCUCUGUUGUUGCCUGUCUCCGCUUCGAGCGAUGCACAUCAAUUUCCGGCAUCUCACAUUGGCCAUUUGGCAUUCAGAGGGCGAGACCUCGCUAACUCUACCGCCUUCACUAACUCUACCACCUCCCCCAAUAUCAACGUCCCAACAUGUGAAUUCUCUCCACAUGCCUUCCGAACGACACUUGCCGUCAAAUGUCAGUCCGAGGUCGAGGCAAUACAAGUAUGCCCAACUUCUGCGAUGAGCUCUCGACGCCGCCGAGAACUAGCCAGAAGCCUUGCAACAUGCGCCGUGGAUGUAUAUCGCGAUGUCAAUUCGUGCGCGGUAUACACAGUCCCUGAUUACGGGCUUCCUCCCUUCGAGAGCGACGACAGACUGGGUAUGAUGGCGAACUACCUUAACCCCUUCUCCGAUCGCAUUUUGGGCAAGCGAGCAGCGAAGGAGCAGGGAGCUUGCAAGAAUCCAGAUAUUCUCCCCAUAUUCGAGCGAGCAAUCUCCCCUUUUCAUAACGACACCGAUGGCAGAUGGCUGGCGGUAGAGAAGACGCCUUCCCAGUAUCUACGUUGCCUCAUGCAAGCGCCGGAAGCAAUGGUUGAGUCUUGCGUGACCUCCUCGAUUCGCAAACUGCAAUGGCUGCCGGACCGGCUGAUUAUCUACGGCGGACAGAAGCGAUGCUCUACCCGGGUCCAGAUGAUGAUCACAACCAUCCAAAAGAUAGUGCUAGAAAUCGUGCACUUGGCCGCCGAAAUAUGGUGGGCGAGAAGAAAGCGCAAGACUGAUCCGAAUUACGGCAGGUCCUUCUCGUGGGUCGGACUCUUCCGUGCCGUCAUCCUGGGUAUUGGCACACCGUUGAUAUGCGCCCUCAUCAUUCGCACUCAGUUUCCGGAGAACUCUCUGGCUGCGGCAUUGGGCUUGUAUCUUCUGAUUCCGCAGGCUGCACCCAUCAUCGCCUUCCUUAGUGGAAUCUUCCUCAGCAAGGGAUUCGGCACCCAGACUCUCUUGGUGGACCUUGUGUCCGCCGGCGCGGCCCUUGUCUUGUACAACCUGCCGCUGAAGAUUUGGACUGGUCCCAUGUCCACUCUGGCGUCUAGCACGGAGGCGCCGAGCACUGAAUUUCUCUAUCUGGGACUCUAUCUCGCAACCGUACCUGCCGGCGUCGUCUUCUUCAUCUACCAGAUGAUCAUCCUCCUCGCCGUGUUCCUGUUCGUAUGGUCCGUCUGCGGAAAACACAAGAACCUAGCCAAAGCCGCCGGCGUCUUGGUAGGCCUGUGGAUCGCGAUGUGGAUCUGGAUAUUUUCCUUUGCCGUCUUCGCCAUCAUGGAGGUGAUCUGGCUGGCGUUCUACAAGAAAAAGAACGGCGGCAGAUUCCCCGUGCUGGAAAGUCUGCGGGAGUGGUUUUCGCGCGCAGGCAGCCCUAUUGGGUUCAUGCUGAAACGCUAUGGAUAUUGGGCGUGGGUGCUUGUCUCGUUUGCGGUUGCAGUUGGGAGGUGGAUGUUUCUUACGCAGUUGCUGCAGCUUACGGGCGGCGCGUUCUGUCCCGAUUCGUUGAAGGGCGCAACGGCGACGAGCUUUCUGCUUCCGUUCGCGGCUAUCUGCGCUAAUGUUGCGCUUAAAUUCUGUGGCUUGGCUCUGUAG
Molecule: messenger RNA, 1680 nt
Organism: Trematosphaeria pertusa
Lineage: Eukaryota; Fungi; Ascomycota; Dothideomycetes; Pleosporales; Trematosphaeriaceae
Exons: 5
Coding region: 1-1680 (559 amino acids)
Source: RefSeq, a predicted model, not a curated record